UUCAAGUCUCUGAAUCCACCAAACUACCAAUCUUCCAUGGAGAAAGGAGAUCCUUGCGUCGUUAUGGUUCCAUGUCCGGGCUUCAGCCAUCUCAUUCCACUCAUUGAGCUAGCGAAACGACUCGUCGUUCACCACCCUGACUUCCAUGUCACUUUCCUCAUCCCAACAUUUGGUGCGCCGCCCUCGUCAACCACACUAUCCAUCCUCCAAUCUCUUCCAGCAAACAUAGAAUUCACAGUUCUUCCACAAGUCAACCAAAACGACAUGCCUCCCAAUGCCUUUCAUCCAGUAACACACAUGAAUCUCACUGUGACAUACUCUCUUCCUUCACUUCAUCAGGCCUUGAUCUCACUGAAUUCUCGAACUCACCUUGUUGCUAUGAUUGCUGAUGUGUUCUCAGUGGACGCAUUAGAAGUUGCAAAGCAAUUUAACCUCAAGACAUACGCUUAUUGUGCUUCAUCAGGUGCUUCGCUGAGCUUUCACCUCAAUUUUCUCGAACUGGACAAGGAUCUUGAAAUCGCUUCUACUGAGUUUCCAGAGCUACAACGACCCGUGAAACUUCCAGGUUGUGUAGCUCUUCAAGGCAAGGAUCUCAUGGACUCGGUUCAAGAAAGAGCAAGUGAAUCCUACAAAACAAUUCUUCAUAUCAGUAAAGGAUUGGAUUUGGCGGAUGGUAUCAUACUCAAUAGCUACAUCGAUUUGGAAAGGAAGGUGAUAACAACAUUACAAGAAAGUAAUCAUAAAUACCCCCCAAUUUAUCCAUUGGGACCCAUUUUACAAAGUGAAUCGGCUAGCUUGAACGAGUCAGAUUCACUGUGUUUAAAAUGGUUAGACAAUCAACCACCAAACUCUGUUCUAUAUGUUUCUUUUGGGAGUGGUGGAACACUGUCACAAGAACAGCUUAAUGAGCUAGCCUUAGGGUUAGAGAUGAGUGGCCACAAGUUCUUGUGGGCCACGAGGGCUCCAAAUAGGGUUGCUAGUUCGGCUUAUUUGUGCGCACAAAAGGAGGACCCACUGGAUUACUUGCCAAAAGGAUUCCAUGAGAGGACCAAAGAUCGUGGUCUUGUGGUCCCAUCUUGGGCCCCACAAAUUGAAGUCCUGAGGCACAAGUCCACUGGUGGGUUCUUGACACACUCUGGUUGGAACUCCACACUAGAAGGUGUGUUCUAUGGAAAGCCAAUGAUUGUGUGGCCACUGUUUGCAGAGCAAAGAAUGAACGCAGUGAUUCUAACUGAAGAAUUGAAGAUUGCCGUAAGGCCAAAAGAGAAUGAAAAUAAUAAUGGGAUUGUGGAAAAGGAGGAAGUUUCUAGAAUUGUAAAGAGUGUCUUGGAAGGUGACGAAGGCAAGGAGAUUAAUAAAAGAAUUCAAGUGUUUAAGAAUGAUGCUGUUAAAGCACUUGGAAAAGAUGGUUCCUUUACAAGGGCACUCACUAGUUUAGCACUUCAAUGGAAAAAUUUGAGUGGCAAAUAGAAAGAUGCGAACCCUUCAGUAUAUUUUAUAGUUAAUUUCUCAUAGUGGUGUGCCUUUUAAUUUAUCUUUAACAAUAAAUUUCUUUUUUAAGUCUCACGCUGUAUUUUUAUCAUAGGAUGUCUAAUUUUGGUCAAAAUUGAAUGGAUAUAUUCCAGAUUCCUUCCCUGUUCCAACUGUGAUGUAUAAUUCAUUUAGAACAAAAAGUUCUAAUUAUUUUAUAGCUGUGUUCAAAUUUCAA
This is a messenger RNA of Prosopis cineraria, 1708 nucleotides long. RefSeq names its product hydroquinone glucosyltransferase-like. The transcript is spliced from 2 exons. The coding region runs from base 37 to 1470 and encodes 477 amino acids. NCBI's taxonomy places the organism in Eukaryota, Viridiplantae, Streptophyta, Magnoliopsida, Fabales, Fabaceae. The record is from RefSeq and is a predicted model, not a curated record. Gene Ontology annotation, molecular function: UDP-glycosyltransferase activity.